AAAGUUUUGACCAAAUAUCAAUCAAUCAUUUGUAAAUCAGUAUUAUUUUAAAUAUUUGAUAUGUCUAGUUCAAUCUCACAAGCUUUCAAAAGCUUGAACGUUGCUAUUGCUGAUUCACCUUCAGAACAUGAAAAUAUCUAUGAUGUUUCGUACCAAUACUUGAGUAAUGUUAAGAAUUUCAAUGAUGGUAAGUCACUUCAUAAUUGUCUUGUUGCCUUAAUUAACAUGGAUAAAUAUCAAAAGGCAUUACAAUUGCUUAAGAAGGCUCCUGAAGAAGUCCACCAAGAUUUCGUUAUUGAAAAGGCAUACAUCUAUUAUAAAACUGGUAACACUGACUUGUUGGAAACAUUAUACAAUAAGACCAUUGAAUCUGGAGAUUAUUCUGAGAUUACUCUUAGAGCUAUCACUCAUAUCAUGGCCCAAAACCAUUAUAAGGAAGGUAACAAUGCCAAAGUUUUGGAUUUGUACCAUGGAUUGAUUCUGUCCAAUCAAGAUAUUGAUAACUUGUUGGAUUUGGCAUGUAAUGAAAGAGCUAUCAUUUCUCAAGGUAACUUUAUGAAUUCUAAUGGAUUUGAACAAAUUGAACCUAAAUCCACUUUAGAAGAAGAAGAUGUAACUUAUGAUUUGAUUUUUAAUGACUCUUUAAUUCUUUUAUCUCAAGGUAAAAGAGAAGAAGCCUUGGAACUUUUACUGAAGGCAGAAUCUAUUUGUAAAGUUCAAAACAUGGACUCUGAUGAUUUCCUUGUUGAAGUAACUCCAAUUAGAUUGACUAUUGCAUACAUACAUCAAAUCCAAGGUGAUCCACAAGGUGUAGCUACCAACAUUUUAUCAACAAUGAUGAAUGAUCAAGCAGUUAACAAUGAUGUAAUGACUAAAUUGAUUUUAACUAAUAAUUAUUAUUCAAUUAAGAAUAAUAAAUUAAUUGAUAAUACAAAUUUAAUUGAAAGACAAUUAAAUUUACAACAAAAUUUACAUCUUUUACAACAUAAACUUACUAAACCACAAUUUCAAACAUUGAUUAAAAACAAUUUAAUUUUAUCAUAUGGAUCUGGUACUUUAACUAAGAAAUCAUCUUAUUUAAGUAAAAAAUUCAUUAAUAAUUGGAUUUCAACUUUUUAUGAUGAUUAUACCCCAUAUAUUUAUAAGAUUUUAAAAGAAUUAGAAAUCAAUUAUGAAGAUUUAAUUCUGGAUCAAAGAGAAAAUUCUGCUAAUAGUAGACAAUUUUAUAAAUAUGCUACAAAAGUUGAAAAUUUAAAAGAAAUUGAAUUAUUUAUUGCAGCAGUAUUAUUAUUGGCAGUAUCUGAAGGUAAAGAAAUCUUUAAAACAAUUGAACAAAGAUAUUCUCGUUCAAUUCUUUUAAUUGAAAAAUAUUUACAAAAUCAAUUUGAAUUAAAUUCAAAAGUAUCAAUUGUACUUUUAGGACUUUUAAUUCAAAUUUAUGAAACAAAGGAAAAAUAUCCACCAAUUUUAAUGGAAUUUUCAAACAAAUUUCUGAUUAAACAUUGUGAAAAUGAUAUUCAUUAUUAUAAUUUUGCUAAAGUGGUUGCAUUUAUACUCUUUCCAAAUUAUGAUAAAGUUUAUUCAGAAACUUUAUUCGGUAAAUUAUUAGAAAUUAAUCCAAAUGAUGAUUUAAUAAAAUCUAUAUUAAAUGGAGAUUCAAUUGAUUUGGCAACCAUUUCUGACCUUACAAAGAAUACUAAAGAUGUUGAUGAAUUAAUUAAUAUUGAAAUUGAAGACUUGUAUACUGAAAGAGUUAAAAGAUCGAACAAUGUCCAAAAACCAAAUACGAAAUCUUUUAAGAUUAAAAAGAAUAAGAAAUCAACUCCAAAGUUUUCAAAGACGAAAAAAAUCAUACCAAGUUCAGAAUUUGAUGAAGAUAGUUUAGAUAAGGAAAGAUGGUUACCAUUGAAGCUUCGUUCAUACUAUAAGCCCACAAAGAAAGAUAAGAAGAAAGCUGGUGGCCAUCAAGGUGCAAUUUCACCUGAGCCAGUUGUAUCCAGCAAUACUCAAAAGAAGAAGAAAAAGGGUAAGAAAUAAAUAAAUAAAUAAAAAUAAUAAUGAUAAUAAUAAUAA
Messenger RNA from [Candida] anglica, 2073 nucleotides. NCBI's taxonomy places the organism in Eukaryota, Fungi, Ascomycota, Pichiomycetes, Serinales, Debaryomycetaceae. The record is from the annotation of a GenBank genome assembly.